GCUAACCUGUUGCCUGGUUCUUUUAUGUACAGCACUGGAAAGCUCCUUAACUUAGUCAGUUUGUGAACCACCGUGAUAUGACUGUCAUGAUCAGUUAUCAAGAUCAAGACUUACUAGGCUACAUGUUUAAUUUACAGGUGGAUGAACAGAGGUAUCCCAAUGGCUGCUGCAAGAUCUCAUUGUUCUUUAGGAUGAACAUCUAUUUCCGGAAUGAUGUAAUUGUCAAGGAGUAUGUCAGUGGCAUUAGUGGACUGAGGCCAUCUCAUUCCACUCCAAUUCAGUGGUGCCAUGGUUAUGAACACAGGGCUUAUAGACACAGGCACCACAACUGCAGCCUUAACUUCUUCAGCUGGUUCUACGACCACAGCAUUGUAGGAUCUACCCGAAUAGCAGAGAUCAUCAGUAAGGACCUGUGGCCCAAGCCUCUGCAGUACUACCUAAAGAAGAGGAUACCAGUACAAGCAAGUGUGAGAAGGGCAGCAGUGGAAAAUGUAAGAGGCUACGUGAGAAGAUGAAUCAUCUACAGUGAGCGUGGAUCUCGUGUCUGCAGCAUAAGAGGAGAACUGAGAUCUCAUAUAGAAAUUUGGAUAUAUCUGCAAACAAAUAAACCUAAUGCUCCA
Molecule: messenger RNA, 620 nt
Organism: Sorex fumeus (smoky shrew)
Lineage: Eukaryota; Metazoa; Chordata; Mammalia; Eulipotyphla; Soricidae
Product: testis-specific Y-encoded protein 3-like
Exons: 5
Coding region: 78-515 (145 amino acids)
Biological process (GO): nucleosome assembly
Cellular component (GO): nucleus; chromatin
Molecular function (GO): chromatin binding; histone binding
Source: RefSeq, a predicted model, not a curated record